Coregonus clupeaformis (lake whitefish) is the source of this 2174-nucleotide messenger RNA. RefSeq names its product SAMM50 sorting and assembly machinery component (gene samm50). Gene Ontology annotation, biological process: protein insertion into mitochondrial outer membrane; mitochondrial respiratory chain complex assembly. The record is from RefSeq and is a predicted model, not a curated record. The transcript is spliced from 15 exons. Lineage: Eukaryota; Metazoa; Chordata; Actinopteri; Salmoniformes; Salmonidae. Bases 135 to 1553 code for a protein of 472 amino acids. Gene Ontology annotation, cellular component: SAM complex; outer membrane.
GUGGUUUUGGUGGUGUCAUGGCUUCCGUCGUCCACGAAGCUACAUCUCUUUUGAGCCGACUGUGAAUUAAAUGUCCCUUAAUUUCGUAAAAUAAACACCAACAUUUGAAGGACAAUACAUUCAAGACUUUAAUCAUGGGCACCGUCCACGCGAGGAGUCUUGACCCUCUGCCAAUGCAGGGACCCGAGUUGGGGGUUCAUGCAGAUGACAUCGAGCAACCAGAUAUGGAGCAGGAGUCAAAACAAGAGGUUCUUGAAAACAAAGAUGUCAUAGUCCAGCAUGUUCACAUAGAUGGUCUGGGAAGAACCAAGGAGGAUUGCUUAACAUACGAGAUUGCUGAUGUCUUCCGAGCAAGGAACUUGAUUGACGUCAUGAAAAAAGCCCACGAAGCCAGACAGAAGCUCCUACGUCUUGGUAUCUUCAGACAAGUGGAGGUUGUCAUCGAUACCUCACAAGGAGUGGAUGCUCUGCCUAACGGACUGGAUGUGACGUUUGAAGUGACUGAGCUGAGACGCAUGACUGGCAGCUAUAACACCAUGGUUGGAAAUAACGAAGGUAGCAUGGUUCUUGGUCUGAAGCUGCCCAAUAUUUUCGGUCGUGCAGAAAAGCUUACGUUCCAGUUCUCCUACGGCACCAAAGAGACUUCCUAUGGGCUGUCGUUCUUCAAGCCUCAACCUGGCCGCUUUGAACGCAAUUUCGCUGUUAACUUUUACAAAGUCACAGGCCAGUUUCCAUGGAGCUCGCUGAGAGAGACUGAUCGUGGCGUCUCCACAGAAUUCAGUUUCCCUCUCUGGAAGACGAACCACACCCUGAAGUGGGAGGGUGUGUGGCGAGAGUUGGGUUGUCUAGCACGUACCGCCUCGUUCGCAGUCCGGGAGGAGAGCGGCCACUCCCUCAAGUCAUCACUCUCGCAUGCCAUGGUCAUCGACACCAGGAACUCCGCAAUUCUUCCCAGGAGGGGAGCCUUGCUGAAGAUCAACCAGGAGUUGGCUGGCUACACGGGAGGAGAUGCCAGUUUUCUGAAAGAGGACUUUGAGAUCCAGUUUAACAAACGUCUCUUCUGGGACUCGGUCCUGUCUGCAUCUCUCUGGGGCGGAUGCCUCCUGCCCAUUGGAGAUAAGCCAACUUGCAUUGCUGACAGGUUCUACCUCGGUGGUCCUACUAGCGUCAGGGGAUUUAGUAUGUACAGCAUCGGCCCACAGAGUGAAGGUAUGACAGGUGACUUCCUGGGAGGGGAGGCAUAUUGGGCUGGAGCCGUCCACCUGUAUACUCCGCUGCCCUUCCGUCCAGGCAAAGGGGGCUUUGGAGACCUCUUCAGGACCCACUUCUUCCUCAAUGCUGGGAACCUGUGUAACCUCAACUAUGGUGACGGGCCUCGAGCACACCUGAGGAAGCUGGCAGAGUGUAUCCGCUGGUCCUAUGGAGCGGGAAUCGUGCUGCGGCUUGGAAACAUCGCCCGGCUGGAGCUCAACUACUGCAUUCCCAUGGGCGUCCAGAGCGGAGACAGGAUAUGCGACGGGGUCCAGUUUGGAGCCGGAAUCCGAUUCCUGUGAUGUCCUCCUGUUGUCCUGCUGCAUUGAGUUGUGGAACACAGGAGUUUGUUUCAUUGGUUUUAGGAAGUGGGAGGUGCUGGGAAUGCAAUGGCUACUACAACCAAGCUGAUUCAAAUAAUCAAAGUUUAAUGAUGCGUUUAUUAUUUGAAUCAGCUGUGUAGUGCUUGGGCAAAAACCAAAACGUGCACCCCUUGGGGUCCCCAGGACCGAGUUUGGGAAAUGCUGGUGUAGCCCAUUGCUGCUUUGAUGACUUAUGAUUGGCCAACAACAAGCUAGACGUGCCACUCUCGUGACAAGCAAGAGGAGAAGCAUAAAUUAUACAAUUUCUCUCUCUACUGCAGCAGUCACGUGUGGAUGUGUACGGGUCCUUCAGGACAAGUCAGUAAAGAUUACACAUACCCUUGACAAUCAUAUCAGAUCCGACCCAGACCUGUGACAUUUAUUUAGAAUUGUGGAUCCGAACCCUCUCAGGUAUUCGGGUACAGGUGGAUCUGUGAACACCUCUAGUUGAAACCUAAGAAAGGCAGACAUCAGCCAUGAGUGCCCUUAUCAUGAGACAAAUGUGUCAAUGUGGUCUGUAUUAUAAUGCUCAUUAAUAAAUGAUGUUAUCCUCUACAGUUA